Grammomys surdaster is the source of this 3162-nucleotide messenger RNA. RefSeq names its product major facilitator superfamily domain containing 9 (gene Slc67a2). Gene Ontology annotation, biological process: transmembrane transport. The transcript has 6 exons. NCBI's taxonomy places the organism in Eukaryota, Metazoa, Chordata, Mammalia, Rodentia, Muridae. The coding region runs from base 39 to 1439 and encodes 466 amino acids. Gene Ontology annotation, molecular function: transmembrane transporter activity. The record is from RefSeq and is a predicted model, not a curated record.
AGGCGGCUAGGCUGUCCGCACCCCCAGCCUGAGUGGGGAUGGCGCUGGGGGUCCGGGAGCACCGGUUCUCGGGGCAGGAUCUAGCCUCGGAGACCCCAGUGAUGGCCACAGCAUCGUCCAGUGCUGUGAGCUCCCGCCGCUUCCUGCUCUGUCUCUACCUGAUAGGCUUCUUGGACCUGUUUGGUGUUAGCAUGGUGGUUCCAUUGUUGAAUCUUCAUGUCAGAUCUCUUGGAGUAAGCCCCAUAGUUGCUGGAAUAGUAGGCUCUUCCUACGGCAUUUUGCAACUCUUCUCCAGCACCUUUGUGGGCUGCUGGAGUGAUGUGGUCGGAAGACGGUUCUCCUUGCUGCUGUGCCUCCUGCUCAGUGCCCUGGGCUAUCUCCUCCUUGGAAUGUCCACCAAUGUGUUCCUGUUUACCCUGGCUAGAGUCUCCGUGGGUGUUUUUAAACACACCCUCUCCAUCUCCAGAGCACUGCUUUCUGACCUGAUCACUGAGAAGGAGCGGCCACUUGUGCUGGGACAGUUCAACACAGUCUCCGGUGUAGGCUUCAUCUUGGGCCCCCUGGUUGGUGGAUAUCUGACUGAACUGGAUGGUGGAUUCUAUGUGACAGCCUUCAUUUGCUGCUCUGUCUUCCUCCUCAAUGCCGGUCUAGUCUGGCUGUUACCUUGGAGAGAAACAAGCCUCAACAUCCCAGACAAUGGAUGGCACUUGGAUGGGAAGCACACUACAGUACCCAUAAAGUCAGAAGGUACACUACAGGGAGCAGCCACCACCCCUAUGGCCAGGAAGAGUGAGAGGAAAGUGAAGGCCCCCUGGGUUGAAAUCAUGUCGGCCUUGAAGGACAUGAAGAACCUGAUCUUUUCUGCACUGCGGGACAUAUUGAUCGUGCGCUUUCUGAUGGGAGUGGCCGUUAUGCUGUACUACAGUAACUUCAUCUUGGGCCUAGAGGAGCGUUUUGGGCUACGGCCCAAGACCACAGGGUACCUCAUCAGCUAUACCAGUGCCCUGGGGAACCUGGCCGGCUUCGCCGUGGGGCCCAUUCUACGGCUGUACAGGCACAACUCGCGCAUGGUCCUCCUGCACUCCAAUGCACUCACCUGCCUCCUGCUCCUGCUCUUCUCCACGACCGGCUCCAUGGCUAUGGUGGUGUUCUCCUCAACGCUUCUGUCCUUCACUACCGCCAUUGGGAGAACCUGCAUCACAGUCCUCCAGCUGAGUAUGGGCGGAGCCCAGACCAGCGGCACCAUCAUAGGCGUAGGCCAGUCUGUGACUGCGGUAAGCCGCAUCCUUGCCCCCCUUCUCUCUGGAGUGGCCCAGGAGAUCAGUCCCUGUGGCCCCCCAAGCCUGGGUGCUGCUUUAGCCCUGGUGGCUAUUUUAAUUAUGACUCUAAACAGACCUUCCUUCGGUGGGGAAGGGAGCGAGAGACUCAAACAGGAGUAGGAUUGGGACCACUUGGAGAAGCGGAUUUCGAACCAGGCAACUCGGGGACAAAGAUGGGCAUUUCAGGGACAGUGGGUGGUGGUGCAAGUGCAGUUAUUCCCAGAUGACUCGGUCUUACCUGAACAGGUAUGCCAGCAGAGCCAAUUAGAAGUCAGCAGCAUAUAGGAAAGUUUAGACUGAGCACAGCCCUCCUGGGGUCGACCGUAUCAAAAGCUUGCCUGAGAGGCUAAUCUUUGCACCUGGGCACAGUAAAGUUAACGUUUGCUUCUGGGGAAAGGCAGCAUGCUACAAGAGGUGGGAGAGUGACUUGGAAUGUGGAGGGAAGCCUCAGUGUUAAUCCCGGACUGGCCACCUGUCUGGGAUUCAGCUCCACAUAAUCCCAGAAGCCAAAAGCAGCUUUUCUGCACAAAUCCCAGAGACCAUCCUGAUGCUGUCUCAGCUGGUAACAUCAGAUGCUGAGCCCUUAACCCCAGACAUUUAGAUACAUAGGCCUCGCUGAGGUCAGACCUGUGGGCUUUUAAGCCCCAGUGGCCAUUUCUCACGAAGGGGGGAGGUACACUGAGAUAUAGUUUUGAUUAAAGUAAAAAUUGGGAGACUGCGCUGUUUUUAAUAGUUAACUGUCGUGCCCCUUAAACCUACUGAUUCCAACUGGGGUACACCACCUUUCCCUCCUCUCAGGAGUCAGACUGCACCAGGAACAAGCAACUUUCAGGGCUGCCUUUUCUCCUCCUUGUGACUUAGUAACUUUGGAUAGCAGCGCUACCCUCAAUCCCCCACAACCUCAAAUUCUGGGAUCACAGACCCAAAAUCCACAUUCCGUAUGAUUCUCUUGAUUAUUCCUUUGGUGCGUGAUGCUCACUUUCAACCUAACACAACAUGUAAUUGUGAGUGGUUCUUCAAUGCACUAAAUUCUCAUAACUCUAAUGUUUACUAUUUAUAAAUCAGCAAAAGGAUGUUUUCAUGUUUUAGAUGUUCUAUGUGGGAUAAACUCAAAUAUUUAUGACUGUUGGAAGUUUAUUUUAGCUUGAAUGCCUUCCCCUUUCCUCUCUGUCUGCGAGAAAAACAAUUCACUUUUAAGUUGUUUCCACUGUGAAUUUUAACACAGGCACUAAGAACUCUUAAGGGGCCAAAGCAUGGCGUAGGUGGCCAUGACCUCACACCGCAUCUGAUUGUCAUGGAGACUGGGGUCAGAGGGCCAGUGAUUAAUCUGAUGAUGGUAUGACACAAUGAGGUUAGGUUUCAGAAGUAUUUCUACCAAGAUUGUACUCUCAAAGACAGUGGACUUUUCUUACAAACGCUUACAGAAGCCAUGUUUGUUUUCUUAAAACCAUACGUGAAACAAGUUCAGUGAGACUUUAAAAUUAAUAAGAAACAUGGAGAUAUUGAAAACUCAAAUCAACCACUAUCUAGAGAAACACUUGUUACCCUGUAUUAGGUAACUUUGGGAAUUUAUUAAUGGGAUGGUUUUCUGUUCUGUCUUCUUAUUUGGUAAACAAUCGCUCACAUUUCAUCUUGUCUGGUGUCUUGUUCAAAGUAUAGUCCCUUGACCAUCAUGUCCUGGGAUACAUGCUCCAGCUCCAGCAUACACCUGCUAGGGGCCACUUUGAGGAACCAUGUAACUGAUUUGUUUACACAGAAAACUUUGGCAACCACUAGUCUGGUGUAUGGUGUUUAUAACCUUUUAUGGGGUAAAAUCUCAGGGAAAUUAAAUCUGUUCAUUUAA